AUGGAACCUGCAGCCCGGCUUAGUAGCGGGAGCAGGCACUGUAGAGCCCAGAUCCUCAAACCUAUUAUCCGAGCUUACGCUUUGGGAUAUCUUUCAUCUAUUACGCCCAAGAUUGUAUCUUAUACUCGACAUCUUAGAGACAAGGAUCUCUCCACCAAAGAGAAAUUGCAAGAGUUAGCACAAGUUCUGGCCGGGCCUCUGCGCCUGAGCGGGUUUCCAACAUUCUGUGGAGCCCUGAUUGGAGGUUCGACCAUCUUGCCGACCCUGCUGUACCAAUUGUACGCAUGGAUCAUAGUAGGUUCUAAGGGUCACAUCCGUAUCUCCCAAAAAGGUCAACGGCUGCUUCGAUUUGCCGCCGUGUUUAUCUCAGCGUGGUACAGCUUCCAACUUUUAAACAAAAACCGCUCAAUCUCGCGGCAACAAGCCCAGACUAGAAGAGCCUCCUCCAGCCAGCAUGAUUCCUCCAAUUCUCCAGCCAAUAGUCUCGAGCGUCCGUGUCCGGAGCUGGCCGGGAAAACAAUGGAUCUGACCUUAUUCACUGUCACGAGAGCGGCGGACGUGAUAGCUUGCAUGGCAUGGCGCCGAUGGUAUCGUUACCGGAAGUCCACGAACCGCUGGACAGUCAUAGAGACUUUUGCACCUGGCCUAGCGGACGCUGGUGUGUUUGCUUUGAGCGCUGCCAUAGUGAUGUGGGCCUGGUUCUACUCUCCCGAAAGGCUACCACGGACUUACGAGAAAUGGAUAGGAGGAAUAGCUAAGGUGGACACUCGGUUAAUCGAGGCCCUUCGUCGUGCCCGCCGCGGGGUAUUUGUAUAUGGAAAAGAUACCGGCCAAGCGCCUCUUCUUGAAUCUAUGUGCAAAGACUACAAUUGGCCCGAGGAAUGGGGAGACCCGGCUAAGACGGCCCCUAUUCCAUGCGAGAUGGUACACAUGGGCUGCGGUCCCAAUUGUGAGAAGCACGCAUUGUCACGUUUUGCCAAAACCUUCAAGUUUGCCUGUGCAACCUACAUCCCACUGCAAAUUGUCUUCCGCUUUCGGAGGAUGAAGUCCCGUGCUGCACUAGGCCGUGCCAUCUCCGACGCUGCCCAGUCAUCAGCUUUCCUCGCCUCAUUUGUGAGUCUUUUCUACUACUCGGUUUGUCUAGCCCGAACGCGGCUUGGCCCCAAAAUAUUCGACAAGGACACUGUCACUCCGCUAAUGUGGGACUCCGGUCUUUGUGUUGGGGCUGGAUGUCUCAUGUGCGGUUGGAGCGUACUGGUAGAGAAAACGCGGAAGAGACAGGAGUUGGCACUCUUUGUGGCACCUCGUGCUGCGGCCACAGUGUUGCCACGGUUGUAUGAUAGAAAGUAUCAAUACCGCGAAUGCAUUGCCUUUUCCAUCAGUGCUGCAAUCAUAUUUACUUGCCUCCGAGAAAACCCACGCAUGAUCCGAGGAGUUUUCGGUGGCAUUGCGACGAGCGAGGGCGUAUUCCUCCGCGAUCAAUAUACCUGCAGAGGGGUAUAUUUGCUGCAGAGAAACGAUACUUCUCAAGGAAUGCCUUCUUGCACCAAAAACAGCAUGCUUCCUCCGCACCAUUCAAUACCCCCCCAAUCGAAGGAGCGCAAUGCUUCUACUCUGUACUACACCAUCAGUCUCAUCCUAGGAACUGUAGCACUUGCCUACGGCUCCGUUCCCCUCUACAAAAUGAUCUGUCAACAAACCGGCUGGGGAGGCCAGCCUAUCCUCACCCACCGAGUUGGUGACGGCGACACAGCUGACCGCGUAACUCCAGUCACCGACUCACGCCGACUGCGCAUCACAUUCAACGGCUCCGUAUCGGACGUCUUGCCCUGGAAGUUCACUCCACAGCAACGCGAGGUCAGAGUGUUGCCGGGAGAGACCGCACUGGCCUUCUACACCGCAACGAACAAGGGUCCCAACGACAUUAUUGGAGUUGCAACAUACAGCGUGACACCUGGUCAAGUUGCGCCAUAUUUCAGCAAGAUUCAAUGCUUCUGUUUUGAGGAGCAGAAGCUCAAUGCGGGCGAGUCGGUCGAUAUGCCCGUUUUCUUCUUCAUCGAUCCAGAUUUUGCUACGGAUCCCAAUAUGAAGGGAAUUGAUACUAUCACAUUAAGCGAAAUAUGA
Molecule: messenger RNA, 2124 nt
Organism: Penicillium malachiteum
Lineage: Eukaryota; Fungi; Ascomycota; Eurotiomycetes; Eurotiales; Aspergillaceae
Product: cytochrome c oxidase assembly protein
Exons: 8
Coding region: 1-2124 (707 amino acids)
Cellular component (GO): mitochondrial inner membrane
Molecular function (GO): copper ion binding
Source: RefSeq, a predicted model, not a curated record